This is a messenger RNA of Melospiza georgiana, 2961 nucleotides long. Its product is annotated as melanotransferrin-like. Gene Ontology annotation, cellular component: plasma membrane; recycling endosome; early endosome. Gene Ontology annotation, biological process: iron ion transport. Lineage: Eukaryota; Metazoa; Chordata; Aves; Passeriformes; Passerellidae. The record is from RefSeq and is a predicted model, not a curated record. Bases 161 to 2380 code for a protein of 739 amino acids. The transcript has 18 exons.
GGACGGCGCUGCUGCUGAGAGUUCAGGAUGGGGCAGGUGGAGUUCAGCUGCUUUUCAGCGCUGCUAUUGACACACAGAAGCUUUGGUAAUCACUGUGGAAUUCCUGGUAUGAGAAGGCAGAGCGUCAGGGCAGAGAGAAGAUCCUUGCUGAACAGCUGUAAUGAUGAAGACACUGAUUUUAAUUGUCCUAAUCACCUCUUUGCUGGCUUCAGGGAAGAAAUUUCGAUGGUGCACCCUGUCUGACCUGGAACAAAGAAAGUGUGCUGAGCUCUCCAAAGUGCUGACAGCUGUGCUGCCCCUCACUCCUGCCAGUUCCUUUACCAGGAUUUCUUGCAUCAGAGCCCACAAUACAUAUGACUGCAUUGAUAAAAUCAGGGCAAAUAAAGCAGAUGCUGCCUCCUUGGAUGCUGGAGAUGUUUACUCUGCUGUAAAGCUGUACGGUUUGGCAGUGGUGGCAAAAGAGAUCUAUGAUCAAGGAAAUUGUGUGUUUGCUGUGGCCAUUGCCAAACGAGGAAGUCUGGAUGUCCAGAGGCUGCAAGGUGUGCGCAGCUGUCACAACGGGGCCAGGUGGACAUCAGGCUGGAAUGUUCCCCUUGGCUUUCUCCUGGCAAGAAAUUAUCUUUCCUGGGAUGAGUCCCAGCCUCUGAGCCAAGCAAUUAGUGAGUAUUUCAAUGCAAGCUGCAUCCCUGGGGUUGGUGUUGCUGCUCCCCAGUUGUGUGCUCUCUGCCAAGGACAAAAAUCCUAUGUCAGAGACAGGAACCACUUCUGUGAGACAAGCAGUAAUGAACCCUUCUAUGACUCUGAGGGAGCCUUCAGGUGCUUGAAGGAUGGAGUGGCAGAUGUUGCCUUUUUAGAUCAUCUAAGAAUUAUGAGUGCCACAGAGUCAGAAAAAGAGGAAUAUGAACUCCUGUGUCCUGAUGGAUCCACAGCUGAGCUGACUGAAUACAGCACCUGUAACCUGGGCAAGGGGCCUGGCCGUGGCAUCGUCACCCGCAGCAACUUCCAGAAGAUCACUAACAAAUUUCUGAGCAUGAUCCAACGCCUCUUUGGGCAGAAAGGAAAGGAAAGAGCCCGAUUUGAACUCUUCAGGUCAGCACCCUUUGGGGGAAAGAACCUGCUGUUCCGAGAUGCCACUCAGCACCUGCAGCUUCUCGAGGAGCAGCUGGAGCUUGCCUAUGUCCUUGGUCUGGAUUAUGUGGCUCUCCUUAAGGGGCUCGGCCAUGAAGGCAGCUCCUUGGAGAACAGCGUCGUGCGCUGGUGCUGCAUCAGUGAUGCUGAGCUGAGCAAAUGUGAGGAGUGGGCACUGAACAUCAAAUCCGACCCCUUAGUCUGUGUCCAGGCAACUUCCAUGACCAAAUGCAUUGAAAUGAUCAAGAGUAGUGAGGCUGAUGCUGUCACCCUGGAUGCAACACAUGUGUACAUUGCAGGGAGAUGUGGACUGGUGCCUGUAGCUGCAGAAUGCUAUGGGGGAGAUUGUGCCCCAGCAGCUGAGACCAUGGAGAAAACAGGGAAACUAAUUCAUCUUAAGCACAAAGCACUACCACCAGUUUAUGCUGUUGCCCUAGCUAAGAAAAGUGCCAAACAGAUUCACAUCCAUAACCUGAGGGGAAGGAGAUCCUGCCACAGUCACCUGUACAGUCCUGCAGGAUGGUUACUUCUGUCCAGACACACAGUGCGAGCUCAGCAGAAUGAUACUGAGAACUGUGAUAUUGCCUCUGCUUAUCAGAGUUACUUUUGGAAGGGCUGCAUGCCAGGAGCAGAUGGAAACCUGUGCAAGGUGUGCAUUGGAGAUGGGGAGGUGGAAGGAGCUCGAGUGUCCAGCAGAUGUGCUGCAAGCCACAACGAACGUUACUAUGGCAAUAUGGGAGCACUCAGGUGCCUAGUUGGCAAUCCCAGUGGAAGAAGCUUUGGAGAUGUAGCUUUCCUGGAACACUCAAACCUGCUCCAGAACAUAGAGGAUCUGGGCAGCUCUGGCUGGGCUAGAGGUUAUUCCCCCCUUGACUUUGAGCUCCUGUGCCCGGACGGAACGCGCGCCGCAGUCACAGAAUGGGCUGGCUGUAACCUGGGCCCCGUUCCCCCCAGCGCAGUCAUGACCCGACCAGUCACUGUCACUAAAAUCUCUGACUUCCUGCUGAAAUCUCAGGAAUCUCUGGGAAGCAAAUUGGAUUCUGAAUUCCAGCUCUUUCAGUCCUGGAAGUAUGGUGAAAGUGAUCUGCUUUUCAAGGACACCACUCAGUACCUUGUUCAUGCAAGUCACCUGAGCUAUCAGGAGAUCCUUGGAGAGUCUUUUGUGCAGCUGGCAGAAUCAGUGUUUAAUUGCACACCUGCAGGCAUCUUGGACUUCUGCAAACAGGAUAUCUGUGCAUCCUCAUCCAACUGACAGCUCAUACAGAGGCUUUGCAGGGCACAAAACAUCAGCAUCACUGCUGAGAACAAGGGAAAUGUGCAAGUCCAGCCAAUCCAAAGCAUUCAGCAAGGAAACAGUCAUCUCCAGAAAUGUAUGCUGAACACCUCCUUAUCUUUUUUUUUCAGCAGAUUUUAAGUUUAUGAUGAUGUAAUACUACUCAUAUAUUAUCCCUUUCUUUUUUGGAGCAUGGCAGCAUGGGGAACAGCACAACCAACAGCACAGAACUAGGAUCAGCAUUGUGGAAAGAGCAGGGCCAGUACCAUGGACUAAAAUACAGACUUGGUAGGAGUGGCACAGGUUAGUUGGUAGCAUUUUGCUUUGUUUGUCUUAUAAACAGUUUCCAUGCAAAAACCCCAAUCAGCUGACACUUUGGUAGUUGCAACAUUGUCUUCCUGUAGCUGUGAUUUUGGUUGCAGCUAUACAGCCCCUGCUGAAUGCACAUCUAUAUUUCUUCUUUAACCAAUGAUUUUUUACUAGUAAAUCGAAACAUUUCUUCUCACAAAUAAAUGUAUUAAGACAUUUAACAUCCAGCAGAACUGGAUGCUUGCAGCAAU